This is a messenger RNA of Pectinophora gossypiella (pink bollworm), 5310 nucleotides long. RefSeq lists its product as uncharacterized. NCBI's taxonomy places the organism in Eukaryota, Metazoa, Arthropoda, Insecta, Lepidoptera, Gelechiidae. The coding region runs from base 302 to 4123 and encodes 1273 amino acids. The transcript has 23 exons. The record is from RefSeq and is a predicted model, not a curated record.
UAGCUCGCGCGCAACAGUUUGCGUCGCUAGUGCGCGCGCGCCGGCAGUCGAAGCGUAGUCGCAGGUCUCGCGAGUUGUGAUCGAGUUCCAAGUCGCGCGCCGCGACUAAACCCGCACCAUGUGAUGUGAAGGACUUUAUCAAUUAAAACAGACAUGUGUUGCUUUGUUAUGGAUAAUUGUGAACAAAAUAGUUCUUAAAUUCAGUGCAGUGCAUAAUAAGGACGAGGAAUAAACGACGGGUAUGAUAGUAAUGAUACUGUCGUGUGUUGACGUCAUAAGUGCAGUGUGAGUGGGAGAGCAUAUGGGGCAAUGCGUGUCCCGGACGCACCCGGGCUCGUACGCCUUCUCCCGGCAUUACGACGCGGAGAGCGUCGCCAGCAGCGUCAGCGGGUACCGGGUUAAGAAGGGUCACUCUGAGUCGAAGGGUGCGAAGAAACGGGACAAGAGCGUCGGCAACGGGAACAAGCCGUCGCGGGGCGUCGCCACCUCCUUCGGGUUCCGCCGGCGGCCCGCCUCCACCUCUCGCGCCGACGACAACGCGCGCCGCAGGAAGCCAAGCGACAACAACGGCAAUGGAGCAGGGUCGUCGGAGGACCUUCGUGCAGAGGAGGUACUGUCGGGCAGGUCGACUCCGCUCGCGCGCCCGCGCAAGGAGACCGCCGCGCAACCGCUCCGAACCAACAGGUUUGGUUUCAGGCAGCCGCACAGCAAGACUGCGCGCGUGGGCGACGUGAGCGCGACAGCAGAGCCUGCCUUCACCACCGGCAAGGAGAAGGAAACCGCCAUAAACAAUAACGCUUUAGAUAAGAAAAGUACAAAUCCACAGUACAACAACCAGUUGGGUCUAACAGCUACCCAGGUGUCAUCCACGGGUAGUGCCACCGUGGUGGGAGCCUCAGGGGUCCCCAAGACCGUCACCAAGCAGACAGUCAUCCUCACUUACCAGCCACAACAGUACGCUGUACAGCCGGAUGUCAGACCGAAGGCCGGCAGCCAGGUCCGCGGCACAUCAGCCACGCGGGUGCCCAGCGAAAUCCAGAAGCCUCCUGGGAAGUAUACCUUCCAGACCAACCAGCUGCCGCGGCCGCAGUACCCAUCUGUCAAGAAUAUUGACGCUAAAACUGCUAAACAGGUGGUGAACAAUACCAGGAAAGCUGUCGGUUCCGAUGGUUGGAGGGAAGGAGCAGGGUCCGCAGUAUCGACCGACUCGGGCGUGUGGACAGGCGGGGAGGCCGGCGAGGGAUCCCCACGUUCGCGCCGACGCCCGCGCAACCUCGAGAUGGUCAUGCGUGGCACGCACUCCUUCCACCUGAGGGAACUGCAAGUUGCAGACUUGGAUAUUAUGGAUGAAGCAGUAGUAACAGGCCAUGCAGUGAUACCCCUGCCGAAGCUACCGAGCUCAUUCGACGAGCAGCCGUCUCCGGAGUACGACCCCCCUGUGCCCACCUACCGAGCCCCUUCUCCCAUCCUCCCCAAGCCUACUCCAGUGGAACAACCCCGUCAGUCACCUAUGUCCACCCUGGAACGAUACCGCACUAGAACUAGGCCCAGUAGGAUUCAAACCAGCUUGGAGUAUAAAGACGAAGAGAAGUUCGUCUUGGAUAGAGCGCAGCCUGAGUUAUUGAACAAACAGAAUUCGUUCAUCAAGUCAUCGAGCGGCGUGAUGUCUCCGGCCACAGUGAGCUCCAGUAAGGAGUCAAGUCCGUCGUGCAAGAGCGAGGAGAGCCACUUUGGCAACAGCAGCGCCUGGCAGAGCCACGCGGCUGGGGAAGCUAUGGCUACCAGGUCCCAAGACGACGUCUCCCUCGCUCUAAGUGUGUCCAGCUGCGAGGAUGAGAAGUCGAAGAUGGACAGCAAGGAGAACCAGAAGCCUCCCCUAGUGGAGAUUCCGAAGGCGGUGGAGGUGCCCAAGAAGACUAUCGUUAUCCUAGACGAGCCUCCCGUGCCACACCCGCUACUCAUGAAGUCUCUUACAUUAAGCCAGCAUGAUUCUUUACGUGGAACUAUGAUGGGGUCAAUGACCAGCUCCAACUACAGCACAACGAGUACCUGCACCAACCAAAGCGGCGAUCACCACAACCUGACUUUAACCCUCGAGGAGUCUAAGUUUGACAUGUCAGCCCUCGAAACCUCCACUCAGAGUCUUCUAGAUGACGAAACCUCGCCAGCAGACAGCCUCAUAUCUUCCACCAGCACCAGUGACUCGAAUAAUGACCUACAUGUGGAAAGGGAGCCAACUGUCUCCAGCUCAGCAUAUCAAACUGCAAAUACUAAGACCCGUUCGCCAGAACCUGAAGAUCGGGUUGACGGCGAGAUUUUGCAGCCUGUGAAGGAAAUUAUUGAAAUCCGCAGUGUGGCCGACAAUGGUGAAGCCAGCAAGAACCUAACCCCAGACUCCCCGGGCACCCCCACACACGCCUCCGGAGAGCUGUCACUCUCCGACGGGAAAGAUUUCUUCGAUGACGAGAUUGCUGAUCAGCCUGCCUUGCUGUUCCGAAAAAAUACAGACGGUAAUUCAGCCAACAAGACUUUGGAGUCAGAAGGCGGUAAGCAGAUAAGGAGGUCCAGGGAACGCAUCCCUGCAAGCCCACUAGUUCAAAGGAAUCGUAAAUUAUGCGGUCGAGGAGCGGAGCGAACAGCCUCUCUGGAUACACUGUCGAGCCUGGCUUCCGAUGACCUGAUGAUGGACAAUGAUCUGGCGCAAUCCAUCACUUCGCUACAGAGUGUUGAUGAUUACAUCGAGAGUGUUGUGGUGUUCAGGCUGGACAGUUCACUGCGCAGCGGCCUCAACUCGCUGGAUGAGAGACAACUGCGACAGGAGUUGUCUUCGUCCAAGUCUGCAGUGCGGCAGUGGAGCCAGCUGCUGGAGCAGAGCAACAUGCUGGAUCGACAGCUGGCUGCCAUCGCCACUGGCAAGGCUACGGAGUCGCUCAGCACUAGUACUACUAGUCUUAACAACAUCGGGGCAAGCCUGCCAGUGCGCACAGCACGACUGCUGCAGCGGUCGCGCGCGCAGACGCCAUCGGAAGCAGGCGUCAGCGACGGGAGCGCGUCGCCUGCGCCGGCGCCCGCCUCGCUGCUUCAAGACGUGGUCGACAUCAAGACCCUGCUGUUACAACUCAAGCGGGUCUUGCAGGAGCCGGGGGAUGAGCAUCAUUCGAUGAGUAGUGAAACUCUCGACCCGUUGCUAGCGGCGUGCGCGGAGUCCCCCGCGCGCGGCAACGGGCGCCGGCCCCCCGCCUCGCCGCUGCACCCCGACGCCUGCGCUGAGAUGCGCCGACAGAUACUCUACCUGCAGAGUCAGCUAGAGGAACGGGACAGGUUAGUGCGCGUGUUGCAGCAACAAAUGCUGCGCAUGGCUGAGACGCACGAGCCGCGCAACGACGACACCUGCAACAGAGCCACGCAGACGGAUCGGUUGCGGCCACCGAUGAGCACCGCGUUAACAAGUUCUGAAAAUUCCGGAUUAGUGAGUUGGAAUGAACAAGCUAGCGGGAGGAAGCUGCCGUUAUACAGUGAAGCACAAAAGACUAGACGGCCAGUGAACGGGACCGUAAACAAAGUAUGUCAGUGCGGGGGGAGGAGAGUGAACGGGGCGAGUGAGGAGGAGAGGCGCGAGUCCGUGCAGCUGAGGAGCAGCUGCCGCGUCGGGAACAAGUACCUGCAGGCUCUCGCCGCGCAGCCGACGCAACCAGCUGCAGAACCCCGUCGCUACAUCAAGCGCGACUCCUCUGUCGGCGAGAAGUCCGACCGCCGCCCCACGCUCUACUCCGCCCGAUCCCGCUCCAUAGAAAACUUCCAAAACCAAUCCUACUCCAUCACCGAACCUCUGCUCGCCAAAAACGCGGUCAUCGAAGAGACGACCCUCAAACACCACACCUCCUACGGAGACCUCUAUAACGGUAGAAUUAGCAGCAAAGAGAGCGUCAACGGCAAUAGACAUAGUCCGAGUUUGAACGGUCAGUCCACCGACACGGACUACAGCUCCGACGGAGGGUACAAGUCGUUGCCCUCCUCUAUCAAUUGUAACGGAUAUUCCCCUAAGAAGGUGAGUGGCAUCCCGCGACGGUCCAUCGAACAAAAAUUCAUAUCCACUAAGCACGUAAAAGCGAGCGCCCUUUGAACGCACACUGUUAAACGCUCCCUGCCGAGCUUGUUGCGAUUGUGAUAUUUAUGAUCGGUUCAUUAGGUAGACCUUGCUAGACGUGAGACUGUGACGAUGUAACUAUAAUCGGUAUACAGAUCUACCAUAUCGACUCUGAUAGAUCUUGGAUAAUGCUUGCCAGGAAAACAAUUGUAAAAUUUUUAAGUUUGCUUAAGCACCUUUGCCAAAUGAAGGCAAGGUCUACCUUUUGAAGCGGCAGCUCGCUGUAGCGUGCAGUGCCAUCUAGCGCCACCUGGCUGUGUCGCCGUGUGGCGGUGUCACGCGUGUGGACGAAGCAGAGCAACGCUUGUUCGCAUUUAUUGUUUCCACUCAUACGAGGCUAAGUAUUUAAGCUACCUUUAGUUGUUGGAUGCCAAAUUAUAUUCGGUGUAAUUAUUAUCAAUAUUAUAUGUAAACUCGUCUUGUUUGACUUGAAAUGUUUCGUUUCGUAACCGGUUGCUUAGUGCAUUUUUUUGUUUUCCGAGCUAAACUUGACCUUUGUAUGAUACAUGUAGUGGAGUCUAUGAGGACCUAAUUUAAUAGAUUUAAUUUACAAAUUUGUAUACAGGCGAUAACUGUUAUCUUAGAUUUUCUAUGGUAAACAAACUAGUAGAUAAAGCUGUAAUAUGUGAUAAGAGUGGCUGUAAGAACUUGUUUAAUUUUUACUUUUCCUGUUGUUAAUCGAUCGGUAAUUAGCUACUAUUUAUUAUGAUAUAAUUAUCUAAUGAUAUCAUUAUUCAAUUAUACCUUUACUUGUCUAUUAAAAAUAAUAAUUUAUUUGCUGUGUAAUGUUUAGAAAUUGAACAGGAGUAGGUAUCAGAUAGGUACAAAUAUAGCUUAAAGGCAUUCGUUGUAUUUUAAUCACAGGUGUCAUUUGUAAAAGCAUUUCGGGUCAAUGUUAAUGUAAUUAAACGUAUUUAGCCCUUGAGAAUAGUUGAACUUUAUCUUCCGGAAGCAUAAUAUUUAAGUACCUAUUGUAUUGAUACCUAGAAUAUGAUAACUGUAUCUAUUAUUAUACCUACAUAAUUCUGUCUACUUAUGGCUAUCAUCUAUUCAUUAUAUUGCGCUUUCCUACGUUAGUUAUGUAACUAUAAGCCCAUUAAAGUUAGUAAAAACUAUAUUUAAUUUAAAAUUGAAGUUGUUUUAAUAAAUAAUUUUAAUUUUGA